This is a messenger RNA of Scaptodrosophila lebanonensis, 2127 nucleotides long. RefSeq names its product syntaxin-1A (gene Syx1A). The record is from RefSeq and is a predicted model, not a curated record. Gene Ontology annotation, cellular component: endomembrane system; synaptic vesicle; SNARE complex. Gene Ontology annotation, molecular function: SNAP receptor activity; SNARE binding. Gene Ontology annotation, biological process: intracellular protein transport; exocytosis; synaptic vesicle fusion to presynaptic active zone membrane. Bases 1221 to 2111 code for a protein of 296 amino acids. Lineage: Eukaryota; Metazoa; Arthropoda; Insecta; Diptera; Drosophilidae. The transcript is spliced from 2 exons.
GAAAUAAUUUUUAAAAAAUAUAAAAAUACGCGGCGAGUGCAACAACUACUUGUGUCAAGUGUAUGCACUUGAAAUAUCAGAAAUCUGUGAAUAAAACGCGUUGCAAGUAAAAAGCCAUUGAAGAAAAGUCAACGCAGUGACGACACCGACUGAGCUACACACAUACAUACAUACACUAACACACAACACGCACACGCUGUUCCACGCGCCGCGUAGCCCCACCCCGCGCCCCCCAUUCAAAAGUGUAUGUGUGCAAAAAAAAAAAUAAAGAAAUAUCUUAAAAGUGCAAAACAAACAAGUAAUAAAAAAAUAUAAUACGAAGAAAGCAGCAAAACGUAACUUAAAUCACAGAGAGUGUGCUAAAAUAUAAAAUUUCAUAGGGUGCAAAAAUCUUACUCAUUGUUAAAUUUAUCUCUGCCAAAAAGGCAGCAAAAACAUUAGCAAACAAUAGCACUAAACACCAUUUGUUGUUAUUGUUGCUUAAGCAACUGUGAGUCAUUGUGAAUAUAAUAAUUCAACAUCAUUGUUGUUGCUGCUUCUACUGGCAUUGAGGUGCUCAGUUCGGUCUCUUUCUCUCUGUCUUUCUCAAUGUUAAACGCCGCCGCUCUCACGCGAGCGUAAAAUCAAAAAGCAGUGUAAAGAAGAAGUAUUAUUAACCAAAAAGUGGAGUGCGUUAAGAGCUAGCCAGUUAAGCAAAGCCAAACAAACAACGCCAGCGAAAUAAAAGCAUAUAUACAUAUAUAUAAAUACGGACAGAAAAUAAAAAAAAAUUAAUCAAGUUCGCAUUGUACAUGUGAAAAUCAUUUUGUUGUCUAAAGAAAAUCCAUGAAAAAUCAAUAAAAAGUCACAUUGUGGGCGCCGACAAAAGCGAAAAAAAAAAACAACGUGCAAACAAGUUAGGCAACAAUAGUCAGUUAAUAGUUUAACGAACAAUAACAACAGCAGUAACAACAACAUCUACUUCAGUUAUAAUCGUGCAAAACGUUUACGUAAAUUUCACAAACAACUGGCAAGUGCAACAGUUUUGUUAUUUUUUAGCUGCCAGUUAAUAACAACAACAUACAAAAAUCAACAGCGGCGGUUAACUACACCAACAAUAACAGUAAUCAGAAUCAACAGCAGCAACAACAACAACAACGAAUAUAAAGGCAUUUAACAAGAAGAACAGCAGCGCGUCGCGUCUCUUAUCAAAACUGCUUCCUGCUUAAAACGCCACCAAAAUGACGAAAGACAGAUUAGCAGCCUUACAUGCCGCCCAAUCGGACGACGAGGAAUCGGAGGAUGUGGCCGUCAAUGUGGAUGGCCAUGAUUCUUAUAUGGAUGAUUUUUUUGCCCAAGUCGAGGAGAUACGUGGUAUGAUCGACAAGGUGCAGGAUAAUGUCGAAGAAGUUAAAAAGAAGCAUUCAGCCAUUCUAUCGGCACCACAAUCCGAUGAGAAAACCAAGCAGGAACUGGAGGAUCUUAUGGCUGACAUUAAGAAGAAUGCAAAUCGAGUGCGUGGCAAACUCAAGGGCAUCGAACAGAAUAUCGAACAGGAGGAGCAACAAAACAAAUCCUCGGCCGACUUGCGUAUACGCAAAACCCAACAUUCGACAUUGUCGAGAAAAUUUGUCGAGGUAAUGACGGAAUAUAAUCGCACCCAGACCGAUUAUCGAGAGCGUUGCAAGGGGAGAAUACAGCGUCAAUUGGAGAUAACAGGACGUGCGACAACCAACGAGGAGCUAGAGGAUAUGUUGGAGCAGGGUAAUCCCGCCGUCUUUACACAAGGCAUCAUCAUGGAGACACAGCAGGCGAAACAAACGUUAGCCGAUAUCGAGGCUCGUCAUGCGGAUAUUAUGAAAUUGGAGACAUCGAUUAAGGAGCUGCACGACAUGUUCAUGGAUAUGGCAAUGCUGGUGGAGUCGCAAGGCGAAAUGAUUGAUCGCAUUGAGUAUCAUGUGGAGCAUGCUAUGGACUAUGUGCAGACAGCAACUCAGGACACAAAGAAAGCGUUGAAAUAUCAGAGUAAAGCGCGCCGAAAGAAGAUAAUGAUACUGAUAUGCUUGACUGUGUUGGGUAUCUUAGCGGCUGCAUAUGUUAGCAGUUAUUUCAUUAUAAAAGCUAAAAAUUAGCAUGCAAUACACAAAA